AUGGACCCUGCAGCUAACGUUCCGGAAGAGCAACAAGUUGACGAGGCUCCCACAUCCUUGACGGCAAAUUCCUCUGCACGUUCUUCACAAGUAGCUGGAGGCUCUGCUAGUCGUCCACGCUUAUCAACGCGACGAAAGUCGUCAAAGGUUAUGUCUAACAAUUCCUCUCAAGGAGACUCUUCCGACCACUCUGACAGCUCAAAGAGACGUAAACGUACACGUAGACGUCACUCUUCUUAUAGACCGAGAAAUGCAAGCAUUAGUGAAACUGACAGACAAGAGGCUAUAAACAUAACGCAUCCUUUCGGUCUUCCUCUGUGGAAACCAGCAUUAUACAAAAAAUCACGUUCUAUAAUUCGAAAUGCUAAUUCAGCACUGCAUUCAACACCAUCGACCGAUCUGUAUCUUUAUCCGGGUAAUAUUUUAUGGGCACUUGUAUUCGGUUGGUGGCUGGCAAUUAUAUCGUUUAUAGUGUCGAUUUUCUUACUGUUAACGCCAUUUGGUGGAUGGCGAUAUUCACGAGUUUUACGAGAAUUGAGUUAUUAUAUUUUUUGGCCUUUUGGAAAGUAUGUUGAACGGGUCACGGAAGGAUGGGUGAACGACGAUGAUAAUCGUUAUACGGAUGCGAAUGGUGUUUCACUUGAUCAUUAUGAGGAUAAUGUUGGAUUAACUGAUGAAGAUCAUCGUUACAAUAACGAAGCAGAGAAUCGUCCAUUGUUGGAACGUGGAUCUAAUUAUUCGGAUAGUGGAAAUCAGACAUCCCCAAGUUAUCAAAAGCGAAAAUCUUUUGCAUCUUAUUUCGGGAACAUUGGGUUUGCGGGUAUUGUCUUUUAUUUUUGGUUCUUUCUACUAGUAGCUCCUUUGUAUAUUCUUGUUUCGGCUUUAUGUUGGUUUAUGGUUGUCUCCAUCCCAAUGGCCAAACUUACAUACGUGCUCACACGACAUUUACGAAAACAUCCAUUAUCACUACACUUCAAAUCCGGCUCAUCACUUUCAUCCUCCGCAUCACCACAUUCAGUAAUCUUACUAUGCACAUACAAGGCAAUUGGAUUGCAAUACUACAAAUAUACCUACGAUGGUAUUAACAUUAUCUUUAUCAACCUUAUGCCCCUCGUCCUCUUCACCAUCUUUGACAGCAAAGUACUUGAAGAGAUGAUCCCUGGCCGGUUUAUUGUUCAGCCAUUGUCCAUCUUCGUACUGGGACUUGCCUCGACAAUCUCACUUUCUUAUUUUAUUGGCAUGGCUGUUGCAUCAAUUUCCGCGCAGUCUUCGGCGGGGAUGGGUGCAGUGAUUAACGCCACUUUUGGUAGUAUUAUUGAAAUUAUUUUGUAUGCGAUUACUUUGGUACGUGAAGAAGGGCUAAUUGCUGAAGGGAGUAUUAUUGGGAGUUUGAUGGCCGGUGUGUUACUUUUGCCUGGGAUUAGUAUGAUUAGUGGUGCUUUUAAACGUAAGGAGCAAAGAUUUAAUGCAAAGAGCGCAGGGGUGACAUCAACCAUGCUUAUUAUGGCUAUUAUUGGAGCACUCACACCCACUUUAUUCUAUCAAAUAUAUGGAAGUUUUGAUGUGAUAUGUGAACCUUGCGCUGGCGGCAGACCAUCUUGUCAAAGUUGUCACUAUGAACAACCCAAUCCCAUUGCCGAUUCUUACUAUCAGACUAGGAUAAAACCUUUAAUGUAUUUUUGUGCAUUCAUUUUGUUUUUAUCUUAUUUAAUUGGACUUUGGUUUACCCUUCGUACACACGCAGCGAUUCUUUGGCAACCUAUUCAGCAUCCCACAUUUGCAGAACCAGCCGAUCCAACAAUAAACCGUAGUAAUUCCAUAUAUAAACGAAUAAUUCCAAUUCCACUUACUAUGUUGCAAAGUUUAAUACCUUCUCAUCAUUCUUCAAUGCCACCAUCUCACCCCGCUCAAACGACAAUAAAUCAGAAUUCUGCACAUCUGACAAGUGGAAAUGUUCGACCACAAUCAGCGCCCGGACCUAUCAUCCAUCUUGGACCAUCGCAUACACAAAAUCAACCAUUAUUGAGACAUGCUCAUGAACCGGAAGAAGAGGAAGAACACGGUGGUCAUGAUUCUCCUAAUUGGAGUAAAUUGAAAAGUGGUAUAGUGUUGCUCAGUUGCACUGCUUUGUAUUCAGUGAUUGCCGAAAUAUUGGUUGAUACUGUUGAUGAUUUGCUCAAAAAUAGUAAAGAAGGUAGUAAACUUGAUCCAAAGUUCCUCGGACUUACAUUAUUCGCCCUCGUACCAAAUGUUACCGAGUUCAUGAACGCGAUGGCAUUUGCUCUACAAGGAAACAUUGCACUCAGUAUGGAGAUUGGUUCUGCAUAUGCGUUGCAAGUCUGUCUAUUACAGAUUCCAGUUUUAGUUCUUUUUUCGGCUUUAUACAAACUCGAAGAUGGUGUCAAAGCGAAUCCUCAAAAUACAUUUAGUCUUGUGUUUCCUCGAUGGGAUGUUUUUGCGGUCGUGUUUUCAGUGUUUUUGUUAACUUACACUUAUAUUGAAGGAAAAUCCAAUUAUUUUAAAGGCUCGAUUUUAAUCCUUUCUUAUUUGGUACUUAUGGCUGGAUUUUAUUGGGCUCCGCGCUAG
Messenger RNA from Ambispora leptoticha, 2586 nucleotides. The record is from the annotation of a GenBank genome assembly. NCBI's taxonomy places the organism in Eukaryota, Fungi, Glomeromycota, Glomeromycetes, Archaeosporales, Ambisporaceae.